Molecule: messenger RNA, 800 nt
Organism: Triticum dicoccoides
Lineage: Eukaryota; Viridiplantae; Streptophyta; Magnoliopsida; Poales; Poaceae
Product: leucine-rich repeat extensin-like protein 5
Exons: 2
Coding region: 21-800 (259 amino acids)
Source: RefSeq, a predicted model, not a curated record
ACGCGUUCUUCUCCACAUACAUGCGCAGAACUCCCACAACGCCCACCCAUCCCCUCCCUCCUUCCCAGCUCUGGAUCCAGAUGGAAUCGAGGCCACAACCGAGCGUCUCCUCAUGGCCUCUUCACGAGCUCCCACUGCCGCCUGGAGCUCAAGCUGCCAGCCGUCCAAGGCCUCGCCAGGAACGGAUCCGCGACACCGUGCCUCGUCCUCGCACAUGCCCGGCCGCGCCAUCGGAGCCCCCCGCAGAGGCAGUGCUCCGCCACCCGAUGCUGUUCUUCGCGUCGCCCCACGCUCCCAAAGCUGGGAACCGGCUCCCCGCCUCCAAGUUCUCGGCAUCGACGUCCCGUGCUGCCUGCACCCUCGCCAAGCCCGACUCGCAGCCGUGGAGCCCGAGCUCGCCAAGGCGCUUCAACUCCGCCGCCGCGCCAUCUUCUUCAGGCGCUCGAGCACGAGCACAAGCUCGCCCGCGCCCCACCUCUCUCUGCCGCUCCGUCCGCCGCCCGUGGUGCCGUGACCCGCCACUGUCGUGCCCUGCAUCGCUCUGUAGCCGCGCCGCCUGGGUCGAUGUGGUCAGCGCUCCCAAGCCGUUGACCCUGCGCCAGGGGACGACUAUUUCCUCCCAUGCGUGUGCGCCCGUGCUCCAGCCCUCCCCUCCCCAUGCUGCCGGCACACUCGCGCCACGGGGCCGUAUCCAGCCUGUGCCUGGACGACGGAAGCCCCCCCACUGUCUGUGCGCUCCGGCCAGCUCCCUGUCGCGCUCGAGACCUCCUCUAGUCUUCCCGCCGAGGCCUUCCCUGUGA